UGAAACGAUGGUCAAGUGUAAGGUUGUCUAUAUAAACACUGAUUCUAUACCAAAGUUAACAGAAACCAAUUAGGCCCCAAUCUUAUCUCUUGUCAAGAACCCAGUGGCCUCGGAAAUCAUACUCAAGAUAGCCAACAACAGGCAAGCAUGAGCGUUAAUCUUGCGUAUAUUGGAGUAUUUCUCUCUCUUGUGCUUCAAGGGAUAGAAUGCUGUGGUCUUCGUGCCUUUGAGGAUUCACGGUGUUACUUAGAACUUGUGAAUCACCAGUAUAUAGUCCGGGUUCUUCCAGAGGGUACUCAUAUUGGUCAUCUCCACACCACGUGUUAUUUGGCCGCUGGUGCACCACAUAACCAACACAGUGUUCAUCGUCAUGAGUGUGAUCGAGCUAUACAUGGGGAAAUUGUGUACUUAUCUUCAAGUGAGAUCCAUCACACGCAAUCAUCCAUUGGUCAGAGUAAAAGCACUGCUGCGACCACAACCACUGCUGCAACCACAACCACUGCUGCUACCACUAGUACUAGUGCUAAUGCUAGCACUAACAAGACUCACAGUGACCAACAUUAUAUAUGCUCAAAAAAACAUAACAGUGGCUACCAAAAUAUCUUUAAUAAUGCGGAAGGCGACAAUUGUCUUACAUCAUAUUCAGUUUUUAACAAACUGGAUCAUCUCCGCCAACACGACCAUCCAUGUUUGUCAACACUAGUCACGGAGAUGGCGGGUCUGCCAUUGUCUGACUGCAGGUGUUCCGGUAGUUUGUCCCAUAUAACCUACGACUUUUGGGGAAAUCCAAUCAAUUUCCAUCAAUGUUUAUCCAACCCUGUUUACAAAGAAGUUAUCACCAGAUAUCUAUCGCAUGUGCCUUACAACGUUGGUGUGUUUGAACCUUCGGCGGAAUGCCACACUCGAAAUCAAAUUUGGAAAGAUCUUCUGCGAUUGCAAAACUAUGAUACCCAAGAUGCCUCUUGUUUCGAUGAAUUUAUUCAGCAUAUGGGAGAGGCCUACAGGUUGCACUCUAACCCCCCAUGCAGUUCAUGUAACACAGUUGAUACUCACAUCAGUACAGGCAGUAAAUACGAUGCCUAUAAAAACGGAGACUGUUUAAGUGAGCAUACAGUAUGGUCCUUUCUGUCCAAUGAACAUUCAAGUGACUAUAAUGGACAGUCCAGAGAACAAGUAAUCAAGCAUAUGGCAGCAAUUAAUCCUACUGGUACUGACGAUAAAUGCGUGUGUUCCAAAGCUUUCGAUCUUCACUAUCCACAACUGACUCUUGAUGAAUUCCAUUGGUCCCCUGUUUGCAGUACUUCACUUCAUAGUUAUCCCUAUCAGAAUGCCAUAACUCAUUUUCUUAGUGUGCAAUAUUCUUCUUCCACCAAACAGACGUGUCAUUCCCAUGCUGCUGUUUGGCAGGAGCUCAAUCGCAUUGUGAAACAUAACCAUGAUCCCAUACACUGUGUUGAAACUCUCAUCCAUAUCAUGCGCGAUGCCGUAAACACACAGGGAGACCCCUGUCAAUGUCAUUCUGUUGUAUCAACACCACAAACAACACAAACAACAAGUAGUAAACCAACAACAACCAAACCACCACCAACAUCAACAACUCAGACAACAAUAACAACUGCACCAACAGGAACAACAACACAAACAACUACAACAACAACAACACAAACAACAAGUAGUAAACCAACAACAGCCAAACCACCACCAACAUCGACAACUCAGACAAUAACAACUGCACCAACAGCAACAACAACAACCGCAUCAACAGCAAAAACAACAACAACACAAACCACAAGAACAACAACCAAAGCGACUACAACUAGACCAUCACAUUCUACCACUCAAUCGAUAGUUCAAACUACAGGUUGUUCCAAAAUUCAAACAAUAGAAGAACUUGCCAAAUAUCAAGAAAUAUACCCAGAGUUUAAUAGCAUCUGUUCAAAUCAAGCCCUUGUGUCGGAUUUAAUUGUUCGGAUGCUGUGUCCCUCCGUUCCUCUUGCACAGAAUUGGAAACCAGGCGUAAAGGUGACUGAAUCGUGUGGGAUUUUGAAGAACUACAUUCCGGUGGCAACAUUCAAUGCACUUUCUAAGUACCCAUCAGACGGACAGGCUGGAGUGUUUCUUGGAUGUACUAAUUCCACCAUAAAAAUUGCAACACAAGAGUGUGGUGGACGGUUUAGUAUACUUGAAAUUCCACGCCAACCCACUAAGGGGGAAAUGUUUACCCACAGUGCUUCAAAUUACCACGUCGUUAUGUACUGAGUAAAUAAAAUAAAUAUUUAAUUUUUUA
This is a messenger RNA of Magallana angulata, 2287 nucleotides long. RefSeq lists its product as uncharacterized. NCBI's taxonomy places the organism in Eukaryota, Metazoa, Mollusca, Bivalvia, Ostreida, Ostreidae. The transcript has 22 exons. The coding region runs from base 148 to 2259 and encodes 703 amino acids. The record is from RefSeq and is a predicted model, not a curated record.